UGAUGUGACGCCCCCGCCGCCCAGAGCUGCUGCCUCGGCGGUCGCUGCGUGGCCAUGCCCGCCCGCCUCUAACGCCCUUCCCGCCGGCGAUGUCCGCCUGCUGGUCCGCUUGACGAGGGGCGGGUGAUGCUCUGUUGCUGGGCGUCCCUAUGCAACAUGCAACUCGGGCUGGUCGGCGGCGAGCGCGCGCGGGCGGCCUGACGGGCGGCAACCUGGAUGGUGGGGCGGGAUCCGGGAGACGUGGGCGCGACCCCCCCGCCAUGAGCUCCUCCCUCGCGGGCGUGCCGCUGCUGCUGCUGCUGUUGACCAUGGUGGUUGCGGUGGGCGGCGAGACGCGCAGCCCGCGCUUCGUCACCACCAAGUACGGCAAACUGCGCGGCUCCAUCCGCGCGCUGCCCAACAAGUACCUCCGGCCCGUCGAGGUGUUCCUGGGCAUCCCCUACGCCACGCCGCCCACGGGCUCCAACCGCUUCAGCCCCACCCGCACGCCCAGCCCGUGGGCGGGCGAGCGCAUAGCCGACAAGUACGGGCCCGUGUGCCCCCAGCACCUGCCCGACAUCUGGGAGGACCAGGCCGACCUCUCCAUGCCGCGCGUGCGCAUGCAGCACGUGCGCCGCCUGGCCAACUACCUGACGCACCAGGAGGAGGACUGCCUCUACCUCAACGUCUACGUCCCUUCCUUCGUGGCAGACACGUCGGGACACCGGGCGCUCCCCGUAGUGGUCUACAUCCACGGCGAGAGCUUCGAGUGGGGCGCCUCCAACCCUUACGACGGCUCGGUCCUCGCUGCCUACGGGGACGUCAUUGUAGUCACUCUCAACUACCGCCUCGGGCCCCUAGGCUUCCUCAACACGAACGCGGACCCGAGCGGCCGGGGCCACGUCAUGAACCACGGCCUCAUGGACCAGAUCGCGGCGCUCCACUGGGUGCAGGAGAACAUCGGGGCGUUCGGCGGCGACCCCGGCAGCGUGACCCUGGUGGGCCACGGCACGGGCGCCGCCUGCAUCCACUUCCUGAUGGCGUCGGCGGCGGUGGUGCCCGGCCUCUUCCACCGCGCGGUCCUCAUGUCCGGCUCGGCGCUCAGCUCCUGGGCCACCGUCGGGACGCCCACGCACUACGCCCUCAAGUUCGGCCGCGCCCUCAACUGCACCACCAACCUGCCGUCGGGCAUCAGCCUGCACGAACCGGAGUUCACGCCCUCGAACGACGAGCUCGACCAGAUGGUCAACUGCCUGAAGGACAAGUCGCUGGACGAGCUGCAGGCCGUGCACAUCUCGGCGCCGCAGUUUCUGUACGCCUUCGGGCCCAGCGUCGACGGCAUCGUGAUCAAGCACGACUACCGCCGCGAGAUGCGGAAGCGCGCCGACGAGAUGAGCAAGGAGUACGACCUCCUGUUCGGCGUCGUGCCCAACGAGGCCUACAACGCCUUCAGCGACAGCGACAUCGAGAAGGGCUUCGACAUGGGCAAGCGCGACCGCAUGUUCCGCACGAUGGUCCGCAACUCGUACGACUACCACCUGAACGAAGUGUACAUCUCGGUCGUGAACGAGUACACGGACUGGGAGAAGCCCGAGCCGCACCCGACGGCCACCCGCGACGCCACCAUGGACGCCCUCAGCGACGCGCAGUACGUCGCCCCGCUGCUCAGCACCGCCAACAACCUCCGCAUCGGAGACAAGAACCAGUUCUUCUACGUCUUCGACCACACCGCAGCGCACUCAGACAAUCCCUACGCGGUCAAGAGAGCGGUACACGGGGACGAGCUGCCCUAUGUGUUCGGCGCCCCCCUGGUAGGCGAGCUGGGGGUCUUCACGGGGAAUUGGACACGGGAAGACAUAAUAAUAUCUGAGGCAAUGCUCACUUACCUCACCAACUUCGCCAAGACAGGGAACCCAAACUUUCGUUCUGGACAGGAUAUGAACAAUCAGGCUAGAGAGAAGAACCGGUUCAAGAACCUGGAGUGGCAAAAGUACGACCCCAUAUACCAGAAGUACUUGGAAAUAGGGCUGAAGCCGAAGCUGCGGGACCACUACCGCGCGCACCAGCUGGCCCUGUGGACGUGGCUCAUCCCUCAGCUGCAGCGCGUCGGGCGCCUCGAGUUCCUGACGCUGCACGACCCAGAGGCGGAGGACGUCGCCGCCGAGGACCAGCUGCAGGAGCUGUCGGUGCUGCACCACCUCUUCUCGCAGUACGACGACCCCGACCUGUACAGCGGCCCCGUGCGGCCCCUGCAGCACAUGGCGGGCCACUACAUCCUGCCGUCGACGACCAGCACGCCCGCGCCGCCCACCACCACGACGCCCCAGCCGGGGCCGCGCCAGCCGCCGGCCUUCGCGCCCAACACCACCGCCCACGCCGAGGCCACCAAGCCGGAGGGCGUGGACUACGUGGCCUACUCGACGGCGCUGUCCGUCACCAUCGCCAUCGGCGUGUCGCUGCUCAUCCUCAACAUCCUCAUCUUCGCCGGCGUCUACUACCAGCGGGACCGGUCGCGCCUCGGCGACAAGCAGGAGCAGCAGAGCCAGCAGAACAGCCAGAGCAGCAGCGAGCAGCAGAUGGCGGCGGCCAUCAGCUCGGCGUCCGGCCCUACAUUAGGGUCGAGUAUUAACCUGGAGGUGACGAAGCCGCCGCUCAGCGUGCCGGCCUCGCUGAAGGCGCCGCCGCCGUCGCCGCUGGCGCACACGCAGGCCUUCACGCACAUCUCCGAGUGCCCGCCGGCCUUCGCCGACACGCCGCUGGCCGUGGAGGGGGGCGGGCACUGCGUGGCCGUGCCCCCUCCCAACAUACCCAACGGCAGCGCCACGCUCGUCGUGAUGCCGCGGCCGCCGCCGCCGCCACGGCUGAUGCCGGCGGAGUCGCAGCCGCUCCUGCCGGUGCACGUGCCGGCGCCCCCGCGGGGGAAGAUCCCGCCCUACGAGGAGCUGCGCGUAUGAUGGCGGCGCCCUCUGGUGACGGUGCUCUCCGCCGCCGAGCACCUGCAGGGGGCAUCGUACCCGUGCACGCCCCCGGACUACCAGCACCACGCCCAGGUCGUCGACUACUACGGCGGGACGUUCUACGACGGCCAAGACAUGACCACGUCGUUCCGCGGGGAGGAGGCGCCCCCGGCCCCCCCGCCGGGGCCCCCGUCGGCCCUCUCCCCGCCCCCCGCCGGCCUCGACUGCCCGGGCAACUCCUCCACGUGGCCCCGCAAGGCGCGCGGACCACGCACCUGGCCAGAGGGCGACCACACCGACCUGCAGCGCAGCCCACCGCAGCAGCAGGACCAACCGCCGCAGCAGCACCCGUUGGAACAGCAGCAGCACCAGGGGGCGCCUCGCUCCUAGCAAUAAGCGCCUGUGUGAGGGCGAGCUCGCGCAGCGGCUGACCAAAGACAGUUUCUCACACUCUCCUGGUGAACCUUGUUACUGCUCUCACAUUAAGAUAUUUACACGUUUAAUACGUCUUCAGAAGUUAUCUAUGUGAACGUGUGCACUUUUUAUAUGUAUGUGAUUAUGAUUGUGUAAAAUACGUGUACAUAAAAUACACAGAUGAUCUAUUGACAUGUUGAAGAUUGGAAUGUUUUCAAUAAAACUUGCUAGUAA
This is a messenger RNA of Penaeus chinensis, 3584 nucleotides long. RefSeq names its product neuroligin-4, X-linked-like. Gene Ontology annotation, biological process: presynaptic membrane assembly; modulation of chemical synaptic transmission; synaptic vesicle endocytosis. Gene Ontology annotation, molecular function: signaling receptor activity; neurexin family protein binding. The record is from RefSeq and is a predicted model, not a curated record. Gene Ontology annotation, cellular component: synapse; postsynaptic membrane; cell surface. Lineage: Eukaryota; Metazoa; Arthropoda; Malacostraca; Decapoda; Penaeidae.